CAUAACAAACAAACAAUUCUCCUUUCUUCAAAACACCACAACUCUACCUCUCAAUUCAAAACAAUGGAAAAUCAAAAUCCCACAUUUCUUUCUUUCUUCAUAGCAACAUGGUUUCUCUUGUUAUCCAUAAUGUUUCUUGGAGUCAAAUCUCAGGAACCCAUACAAAGCACUCCCGGUUUACUCUGCAUCAGUGAGUGUGGAACAUGCCCGGCGAUUUGCUCCCCACCGCCGGCGCCGGAAGUGGCCUUGAAGCCACCACCAUCGCCGUCGCCACGUCCACCACUCCCCGCCCAUUCCCCGCCGCCGCUGCCGCCGUUUUCUUUCUUCCCACCUCCGGGAGCGAUCAUCACGCCAAUAAACUCGCCAAUAGCUUCAUCUCCACCAUCACCUCCGGCCCACAACUACCCACCCUCAUUUCCGUACUAUUUCCUCCCACCAUUAUCGCCGCCGCUCCUGUCAUCACCUCCACCCCGACCAACCACUCCUCCGCCAUCGCCGCCGCCGCCGCCUUCUAACAAUUUCAACAUUCCGGCCAGCGUAGCCCCGCCGGCGGGUUUCGGACAGAAAAACUUCAGCAACCCUUACUACUACUUCUACGUCUCGGAGGCUGCUUCUAAGACGCUUUGUGGACCCAUUGUUCUUGCCGCCAUGCUAAUAAGCUUCCAUGUUUUCUCUUGGUGAUGAAUAAUGAUUCAUGAGGGGCUUCAUGCAAAUAUUUGGGGUUAAUGUGUAAUUUUAUUAAAUAGUCUUCCUAGUUUUUGCAAUAUUCCACUUCUUUAAUUUACUAUUUCUGUAUAUAUACUUUGCUUUCUAUGAAAUCAAUCAAGCAUCUUAUUUAUUUAAUUAAACAUUUAAA
Ipomoea triloba (trilobed morning glory) is the source of this 856-nucleotide messenger RNA. Its product is annotated as leucine-rich repeat extensin-like protein 3. Lineage: Eukaryota; Viridiplantae; Streptophyta; Magnoliopsida; Solanales; Convolvulaceae. The transcript has a single exon. Bases 64 to 681 code for a protein of 205 amino acids. The record is from RefSeq and is a predicted model, not a curated record.